AUGGAUGCUUCAAUAAAGUCGCCGUCGUCUUAUGGCACGCCACAUUUCUCCCGCAUUCGAUCCUUCUUUUCAGCCAGCAGAUAUGAUAGCAAUCACCACUCGACAAGCAGUACAACCAUCCACGGCUUUAGCAUGCCCAAUGAUUUUGGUGAUUUACAGCAUCAAAAGGGUCUCAAGAGCAACAGCUGGUUCUCAUCAUCAGUAUCUACCAUUGUAAACAAGAGCAGCAACAGCAGCAGCAGCAACAGCAGCAUCACAAGCCAUAAAUCACCGCCACCCACACCUGCCAUUCCUCCUUCUAGUACUAUCGUUAUCGGUGACACGAUUAAAAAGCCAUCUCCUUCUUUAUAUACACUCGACCGCAAAGUGCUAUCGGCCACAAAGAACAUGCAUCGACGCUCUUAUGCCGCCAACAGUGUCAAGAUCAGACAGGUGGAAGUAGGUCCCAGCAGUUUCUCCAAGAUCCGUAUGCUGGGUAAAGGCGAUGUUGGUCGAGUGUAUCUUGUCAAACAAAAGGGCACCGAUAAAACCAUGGCUAUGAAGGUGCUUUCCAAAAAGGAGAUGUUGCGAAGAAACAAGGUGAAACGAGUGCUAGCAGAGCAAGAGAUCCUGUCAAGCGCCAAUCAUCCCUUCAUUGUGUCAUUGUAUCAUUCAUUUCAGAGUCAGGAUCAUCUGUACUUUGUCAUGGAAUACUGUCUUGGUGGCGAAUUCUUUAGAGCAUUGCAGUCAAGGCCUGGAAAAUGUCUGACGGAAGAAGGCGCUAAAUUCUACGCUGCAGAAGUCAUUGCUGCUCUGGAAUACCUUCAUUUACAGGGAUUUAUUUAUAGAGAUUUAAAGCCUGAAAAUAUAUUAUUACAUCAAAGUGGACAUCUCAUGCUCACCGAUUUCGAUCUGAGCAAGCAAUCAUUUCCACCUGCUCCACCCGGCAUUGUAAAAUCAAAUUCUCCUCAUAUUCCGCCUUCCAUUGACACCAAAUGCUGUAAUUCACAUCUAAGGACCAACAGUUUUGUUGGCACAGAAGAAUACAUUGCUCCAGAAGUCAUUCGCAGCUGGGGCCACUCAAGCAGUGUGGAUUGGUGGACGUUGGGUAUCUUGAUCUACGAAAUGCUUUAUGGUACAACACCCUUCAAGGGGUCGAAUCGCAACGAAACUUUUUACCACAUUAUGAAUUCAGACAUCAGCUUUCCUCCAGCACAUAAAAAGCAACCGCAGGCGGUUUCCAACACAUGCAAAAACCUGAUACGUCGUCUACUGGAUAAACAAGAGGCUAAAAGACUGGGAACCAGAGCAGGUGGUGCUUCUGAAGUGAAAGCGCAUCCCUUUUUCAAGUCGCUUAAAUUUGCUUUAUUGCGACAUAUGACUCCGCCUAUUGUGCCUGGUGCGACGGCACCAUCCACCUUCUAUCGCCCACCUCCUUCCCAGCACCAUCUCAAUCAAAAAGACACUAGCUUGGAUCUGGACGCAGAUGAGGCAAUCUCAAUCACUGCUCAUGGCGAGUUUCAGAGCCUGCAUGUGCAGGAUCCGUUUGCCAAGUUUAAUUCAGUGACAUUGUAUCAUGAAGGCGACUCUGAUUCAGAGACAAUUGCUCUCAGUAGCGAUGAUGAAAAUGACGGUGAUGUCGAAAAUGAAAAGUUUUAG
Molecule: messenger RNA, 1638 nt
Organism: Mucor velutinosus
Lineage: Eukaryota; Fungi; Mucoromycota; Mucoromycetes; Mucorales; Mucoraceae
Exons: 6
Coding region: 1-1638 (545 amino acids)
Biological process (GO): protein phosphorylation
Cellular component (GO): plasma membrane; cytoplasm; nucleus
Molecular function (GO): ATP binding; protein serine/threonine kinase activity
Source: RefSeq, a predicted model, not a curated record